Phytophthora nicotianae INRA-310 is the source of this 714-nucleotide messenger RNA. RefSeq lists its product as hypothetical. Gene Ontology annotation, cellular component: membrane. The record is from RefSeq and is a predicted model, not a curated record. NCBI's taxonomy places the organism in Eukaryota, Oomycota, Peronosporomycetes, Peronosporales, Peronosporaceae. Gene Ontology annotation, biological process: carbohydrate transport. Gene Ontology annotation, molecular function: sugar transmembrane transporter activity. The transcript is spliced from 2 exons. The coding region runs from base 1 to 714 and encodes 237 amino acids.
AUGGCCCACAGCGACGUGGUUCUGGCUGUGCGCUUCUGGAUCUGGUGCAGCACGCUGCUCAUGAUCUAUAUGCCAUCGCUCUUCGUGCGCCGCAUCUACAGGGAACGCGCCGUAGGCUCCGCGUCUAUCAUCCCUAUUUUCCUGGUGCUCGCCAACUCGCACGUCUGGAUGCUCUACGGCUAUUUGGGUAAAACGUGGUUCCCAAGCUUCCCUGUCUUCCUCAUCGGCGACGUCGUUUCAUUAUGCUACCUGCUCGUCUACUGGCGGUACUCCGACCAGCGCCACCAAGUGGCCAAAACCAUCGGCCUUAUGUUUGCGUGGUUGAUGGUGCCUACUUUCUACGUGGUUGUCGCUAGCUUAGGCUUCACCGGCCAGACUAGAGACGAGAUCUGGAAGACACAGGGCUUGUGCUUCUGUGACGUCACAGUCAUUUCGAUCCACAUGCUCAUGCUCAAGAACCUCAUCUUCGCGUUCAAGCAGCGGUCCGCUGCGACGCUCGUGCCGCGUUCACUGGCUGUCACUACAUUCAAUACAUUCGGCUGGUUCACAUUCGGUCGAGUGACUUCGAACUGGAUCAUUGCUGGACCUCAAGUGUUCGUCAUUGCACUGCAUGUGGCUGCGUGGACCAUGUACGUCAUCUUCACCCGACGAACGAGGCCGGAGACAGACCUGGUUGCCAUGGAGGAGGGAUCUGUUGUCAUAAGCUGUUCCUAG